CAUACUGAUUGUCAAUUGUCGACGUCGGUCUUGCUGGCCAUUUUGAGAAAGUAAAAAAAGCGGGAAGGAACAGGAGGCCAUUAGCCAUUAGUAAUUCGUGAUACUGGUUCAUUUUCCAAAAUGUAUAGUUUAGUGAAAUUUUAUGACGGUAUACAUUAUGUAUGCAAGUCGAACACAAUUAGUGUUAGUAAAGGAAUUAUCAAAGCCACGUAUAGCAAUCGACGCAGAUACACAGCAAAUAUUCUAGCAAGAAAUGAUAAGGAAUCAGUAUUAAAACAAAUAGUAGAAAAUAUAAUUGAAGGAAAACCGUAUAUUAUAUGCAAAAGAAUUAACUUUGAAAACAAAAAAGUAAAUAAAUUUGGAAAUGAUGAUGCUCAAGUACACUUAGAUAAUAAUACAAGAAUAAGAUCUAUCGAUGAAAAUAUUUACAACAAUGUGACUGCCUCGCAAGAAAAAGGCUGUGAAUCUUUUGUAAAUGAUGCUGAAAUGCUAGAUAUUAAUACAAAGAAAGGCUCUGUCGAUAAAAAUACAUGCUUCGAAGAGACUGCUACACAAAGAGAAAACUGUGAAUCUCUUAAAAAUGAUGAUGCUCAAGUACUAUUAACUGAUGAUACAAGAAUAGCAUUUAUCGAUGAAAAUAUAUACAACGGUAUGACUGCCUCGCAAGAAAAAGGCUGUGAAUCUUUUGUAAAUGAUGCUGAAAUGCUAGAUAUUAAUACAAAGAAAGGCUCUGUCGAUAAAAAUACAUGCUUUGAAGAGACUGCUACACAAAGAGAAAACUGUGAAUCUCUUAAAAAUGAUGAUGCUCAAAUAUCAUUAGAUAAUGAUAUAAGAAUAGGAUCUAUCGAUAAAAAUAUAUACAACGAUGAGACUACCUCGCAAGAAAAAGGCUGUGAAUCUUUUGUAAAUGAUGCUGAAAUGUUAGAUAUUAAUACAAAGAAAGACUCUGUCGAUAAAAAUACAUGCAUCAAAGAGACUGCUGCACAAAGAGAAAACUGUGACUCUCUUAAAAAUGAUGAUGCUCAAAUAUCAUUAGCUGAUGAUACAAGAAUAGCAUUUAUCGAUGAAAAUAUAUACAACGGUAUGACUGCCUCGCAAGAAAAAGGCUGUGAAUCUUUUGUAAAUGAUGCUGAAAUGCUAGAUAUUAAUACAUUGAUAAAUGCUAUCGAUAAAAAUGAAAAUAUUGGUGAGAUGCAUAUCAAAGGCUGUAAUUUCCUGGAAAAUUCUGGAAUUUUAAUGACUAUAGCAUCUCCUUAUGGCAAAACCAAAAGGCAGCGUUGGACAGAAAAAGAAAAAGAAACAGUACUUCAAGCAUUUUCCACACAUAUGAAAAACUUAACGCUACCGUCUUUACGAGAAAUUCAAGAAACUAAAAAGAAGUAUAGUUGUUUAUUUAAUCGGACAUCGCCGCAAAUAAAAACAUGGAUCCAUAAUAAACAGAAAGCUCUACGACAAUAUGAAUAAUGUCAUUCUG
This is a messenger RNA of Nylanderia fulva, 1474 nucleotides long. NCBI's taxonomy places the organism in Eukaryota, Metazoa, Arthropoda, Insecta, Hymenoptera, Formicidae. The record is from RefSeq and is a predicted model, not a curated record.